GUAGCCACUGACGCCGCCGCGGAGCCCUCUGCGGGGCAGACACCGCCGCAGCUCUGCGCUCCCCCUCGCUCCGCUCGCUUCCUCACUCGGGCCAACCUCCCGCAUCCACAAGAACGGAGGAGACAGGAGGGGGCGGAAAUCCAGAGCGAGCAGGAGCGCGCGAGGAGAAGUGGGCUGCCCGCCCCCCAUCUCGCCACCCCUCCCUCUCCGCCACCCUUGGGCUUCGGGAAACCUUGGCGACUUCCCCCAGACUUUCUGCAUGACUGUCACGAAGGUAAGAUCAAGGCAAUCCUUGAUUCCAGUUCAAGUGCACCUGUCCCCAGAAGGUUCCCAAAGCAGUGAUUAAUGAUGUGACUAUCAGACUCUGUGCCAAGUCAGUGGGAGACUGAUUUCUGGUCCAGCAGAGCCCAGGGACAGUAGCUGAAGCUUCCUUUGUUGUAAGUGACAAUCCUUUGGGACCUCAGGGAACAUCAUUGUGAAGAGAUUCCUCUGUCCUGGACUGUGAGUGGAGAUGGAGAAGAUGUCCUGGCGCCCGCAAUACCGAAGUUCGAAGUUCCGGAAUGUCUACGGGAAGGUGGCCAACCGAGAGCACUGCUUUGACGGGAUCCCCAUCACUAAGAAUGUGCACGACAACCACUUCUGCGCUGUCAACGCCAGGUUCCUUGCCAUAGUUACAGAGAGCGCAGGAGGUGGAUCCUUUCUUGUAAUCCCCCUGGAGCAGACAGGUCGAAUUGAGCCCAACUAUCCCAAAGUUUGUGGUCACCAAGGCAACGUGCUAGACAUCAAAUGGAACCCCUUCAUUGACAACAUCAUUGCAUCUUGCUCAGAGGACACAUCAGUACGAAUAUGGGAGAUCCCCGAGGGCGGCUUGAAGCGGAACAUGACGGAGGCAAUCCUAGAACUUUAUGGACACAGCCGGAGGGUGGGGCUUGUGGAGUGGCAUCCAACCACCAACAACAUCCUGUUCAGUGCCGGCUAUGAUUACAAGGUUCUCAUCUGGAACCUGGAUAUCGGGGAGCCAGUGAAAAUGAUCGACUGCCACACAGAUGUGAUCCUAUGCAUGUCCUUCAAUACAGAUGGCAGCCUGCUCUCCACCACUUGCAAGGACAAAAAGCUGAGGGUGAUCGAGCCCCGUUCUGGCCGAGUGCUCCAGGAAGCCAGCUGUAAGAACCACAGAGUAAACCGGGUGGUAUUCCUUGGCAACAUGAAGCGACUCCUCACAACAGGCGUUUCCAGGUGGAACACCAGGCAAAUUGCCCUCUGGGACCAGGAGGACCUAGCCAUGCCUCUCAUCGAAGAAGAGAUUGAUGGCCUUUCUGGACUCCUGUUUCCCUUCUAUGAUGCUGACACACACAUGCUGUAUUUGGCAGGAAAGGGGGACGGGAACAUCAGAUACUACGAGAUUGGGUCAGAGAAGCCAUAUCUGAGUUACCUCAUGGAGUUUCGCUCCCCAGCCCCACAGAAAGGUCUGGGGGUGAUGCCUAAGCAUGGCCUGGAUGUGUCGGCUUGUGAAGUGUUCCGGUUCUACAAGCUAGUGACCUUGAAGGGCUUGAUUGAGCCCAUCUCCAUGAUCGUGCCUAGGAGGUCAGAAUCUUACCAGGAAGACAUUUACCCCAUGACCCCAGGAACGGAGCCAGCUCUGACCCCUGAUGAAUGGCUUGGAGGCAUCAAUCGAGAUCCAGUGCUGAUGUCUUUAAAAGAAGGCUAUAAGAAAUCUCCCAAAGUGGUGUUUAAGGCUCCAAUCAAAGAAAAGAAGAGUGUUGUGGUCAAUGGAAUAGAUUUAUUAGAAAAUGUCCCACCCAGGACAGAAAACGAGCUCCUCCGAAUGUUCUUCCGACAGCAGGACGAGAUUCGACGAUUGAAAGAGGAACUCUCCCAGAAAGACAUCCGAAUUCGGCAGCUGCAGCUGGAACUCAAAAACUUACGGAACAACCCCAAGAACAAUUAGCUCCCCAAAGGCUCAUUUUCUAAAUAAACUCUCUGUUUAUAUUUGCUCUUUAA
This is a messenger RNA of Vombatus ursinus (common wombat), 2001 nucleotides long. It is a transcript of the gene CORO2B, whose product is annotated as coronin 2B. The transcript is spliced from 14 exons. The record is from RefSeq and is a predicted model, not a curated record. Gene Ontology annotation, molecular function: actin filament binding. The coding region runs from base 512 to 1948 and encodes 478 amino acids. Gene Ontology annotation, biological process: actin filament organization. Lineage: Eukaryota; Metazoa; Chordata; Mammalia; Diprotodontia; Vombatidae.